Molecule: messenger RNA, 1810 nt
Organism: Helicoverpa zea (corn earworm)
Lineage: Eukaryota; Metazoa; Arthropoda; Insecta; Lepidoptera; Noctuidae
Product: mitochondrial outer membrane protein SLC25A46-like
Exons: 8
Coding region: 172-1389 (405 amino acids)
Biological process (GO): mitochondrial fission; mitochondrial membrane fission
Cellular component (GO): mitochondrial outer membrane
Source: RefSeq, a predicted model, not a curated record
GCUAUGAUGUCAUACUUUGACUUUGAAAGAUCUUUUGACUUUGACGUUUAUAUACGAAUACGUUUCUGUACGGGCCUCUAACACCCAAAACUCGAAAAACUUAAAAAUCAAUUAGGAAUAAAGAACAAAAUAUAAUAAUUUUGCUGAAAAGCAUGAUCUAAGGUUUUUAUAAUGGCUGGUUUUGGUGAUUAUUCUGGCUACAAUAGGCCAUACGGCCUGGAUCCCAACCGGGAGUCGAACGACUUCUACGACAGUCGAUAUCAGCAAAUAUACGGGUACCAUACUCCUGUAACUGAGGAGUUCCAGGGCCCGCCACUCAUCAUGGACGAUGGUUCCGAAGAUGAUACCAAUGCCUAUGUUACAACAGCUAUAAGUGUUGCAAGUCUUAUCACUGAAAACUUACUAAGUCAUCCAUUUAUUGUAUUGAGGAGACAAUGCCAGGUCCACAAUGGUCUAAAGAACUACCACAUAGUUCCUUAUACACUGCUGCCAGUAGUGGCCAGGCUUCACCGUAGACAAGAUGUCACCACUCUAUGGAAAGGCAUUGGCUCUACUUGCAUAGUGAAAGGUUUAAACUUGGCUGUAGAGGAUGUUGUCUCCAAGGGUACUGGCUGGCCUAAGGAAAUAAGCAAAUGUGACUCAGUCUUGCAGUUCCUACAACAUGUAACAUUAAAAUGUGUAAGUUUAGCAAUUAUCACCCCAUUCUACUCAGCAAGUUUGGUGGAAACAGUGCAGAGUGACAUAGCCAGUGACAAGCCAGCGUUGUUGGAUGUGUUCCGAGAAGGUUUUAUGCGCAUCCUAGAGUGGGGCACGCCUAGUAGAGGCAGGAUGCUGCCUAUAUGGGCCAUUGUGUUCCCCACUGUUACUCUUGGUGUUACGAAGUAUAUUGCUCACAUAACGUUCAAGAAAAUCACUGAAAAGAUUCUUCGCUUCCAACAAAGACACAAACAUGAACUCAGUGACUCUUACAAUGUGAACUAUACAAAAAAUUCAACAAACCCCUUGAUUGAAGAUAUCAGUUUAAAAGCUAAUAUCAUAUCUUUCAUUGCUAUGGAAAUUAUUUUCUUCCCUGUUGAAACUAUAAUCCAUAGACUUCAUAUACAGGGCACUAGAACAAUAGUAGACAACUUAGACACUGGCACAUCAGUGAUACCCAUUCUGACUGGGUAUGAAGGCUUCAUGGACUGCUACAGCUCAACCUUAGCCAAGGAGGGUGUCUCUGGUCUGUACAAGGGCUUUGGAGCCCUGGUGCUACAGUUGGCAGCACACUUGGCCAUCAUCAAACUAACCACUCUAGUAGUAUCAGAAGUAUCAAACCUCCUGAAACCAGCUAAGUCACCAACAUCUGAGGACUCUGUUCACUCACAACAAAAAUAUUUAUUCAACUAGUCCAUGGUAAAUAUUUAUAAAAUUUAUUAAGUAAGUGUAAUUGAGAAAGCAUUGUCAAAAAUUAACACAAUAUAUUGGUUUCUUAUAACACUGAUAUUUAUUAUUUGGGAAACCUCUAAGGACUGUAAUGUUAUAAUUUUUCAUUUUUCAUUAUCCCCACAGAAUAGACUAGUUCAAUAAUAUUAAAUUGUCAAUAAAUAAACUGUAUGAAAGAUCUUGGGUAUCCUAGAUUGCUAUUGCUAGAUUAGAAAAUGUGUUAAUAUUGGUUACAACAAUUAAAAACUUGAGACAGCUGCACAACAAUUUGUAAUAUUUGUUUUUGUUACUUUUUUAAUGUUGCACUAGAAGUAAGUGAAAUGUAUAGCUUGUUAGAAGAGUGUUGAGUAAAUCAGGCUGUUUUAAAUAAAUAUUUGAUUCAAAA